AUGAGUUUCCGUCAUUUUCCUCGUCGUGACGUUGAAUCCGAUUCCAGCGAUGAUUCUAGCAGUGAAGGUGAAGUUAGUAAAACGGCCAGCGACACCACCGAAGCUGUGGAAGGUCGUGGCCAAUUGGGCUCAAGUCAUGUGGAUGCUCCAAUAACAACUCACAGUUUAACCAGAGAGUUUUCGGCUGAGAACUUGUCCGUCAACUCGAAACUGCCUACCUCCAACACACUGCCGACACAUCCUAACCUUGAAGCACUGAAAUCGGACCGAAUCACAAUAGAAUCGCGGUCUGAAUCCUCAUCUCCGGACUCCGCAUCGGCCUCGGACUCUGCCUCCGGUUCCGACUCUGAUUCUGAAUCCUCAACCUCCAGUGAUGAACUGCCAUUACAGAAACCGGUUUUCAUUAAGAGGAAACGAAACCCUAUCGACGUUAGUCACAGCAGUAGUGCAAAUUCAGAAUCACGCCACAAUGCCACCGCUACCGAAGCACAAGAUGUUACUUUCAACUCUAAGAGCUCCACGGCCACGACUCUCGGAGCCGCUGAGUCGGUAACUGGUAAUUCCCUCCAAGAACGAAUCCUAAUGCUUAACGAUGAUGAUACCAUAGAUCCUGCAGGCGAGAAAGCCAGAUGGGUUCAGCGACAAGAAGGUAGAUCACUACGGCAACGUCAAAAAUUGCAAUUGCGCCAACAGCAAGUUGAAGACAUGGAAGCAUCAAGACUAUUGCGCCAGAACGCGCCUAAUUUGGAACUUCCAACAAAAGACAAACUUAAGAUCCAGCAAAAGGCCCAUGGGAAACGAGUCAACGAAGGGUCUAGUACGGAAGUUCCAAAAUCAAACAGUAUGGGUCACAAGGCGCAAUAUAAACGUUACAAACCUUCUGUGGUGAAGAAAUCCAAUGCCGUAUUAAAGCAAAACGCUUUGCCGGGAAAUUACGAAGAAUCUGAGUAUUCUGUCAUUUGA
This is a messenger RNA of Lachancea mirantina, 963 nucleotides long. The record is from the annotation of a GenBank genome assembly. NCBI's taxonomy places the organism in Eukaryota, Fungi, Ascomycota, Saccharomycetes, Saccharomycetales, Saccharomycetaceae.